Molecule: messenger RNA, 375 nt
Organism: Puccinia graminis f. sp. tritici CRL 75-36-700-3
Lineage: Eukaryota; Fungi; Basidiomycota; Pucciniomycetes; Pucciniales; Pucciniaceae
Exons: 3
Coding region: 1-375 (124 amino acids)
Source: RefSeq, a predicted model, not a curated record
AUGAAUGCCUCGCCGGAUGCGCGAAGAAUCACUCCCGAUUGGACCAGAAUCGUCCAGCUGACUGCUUUGCGCCUGUGCCAGUGGCCGAUGAAACUUGAGGAACUCUGUCACACCAGCCGGAGUCACACGGCCCAGGGCGCGUCCGGGCUGUGUGUGAGCUCCGCUAGAACAAGUGGGGCUCCAUACAAAUUACAGAUACAAUCCCUGUGCACAUCUACAUGCCGAAGACGUAGUCUCGGUACCAAUAGCCCGGUCUCGGCUGAUGACAUGCUAGGACAUAGUUUUUACCCCUACUACUUCGGCAGAAUGGUAAAACUCACAGGGGAAUCUGCCAGUUCCAUCAAAAAGCCAAUUGGCAACCACGACCGAGGCUGA